GACGCGGCUUUCGGGGUAGUGGUUGGGAUCGUAGAUAAGGCAGGCAGAGCCGGCGGGCGAGCUGUGAGGCCUUUGGUGACUCCGCCAGUGUUGCCUUAGGUAGCAUCUUAAGCAUCCAUUAUCAAAAUGUGGUGCUCUGUGGUAAUUCUUGGUCUGUUUGUGGUCAUCACAAGUGCCCGUAAUGUUCCAUACUUCCCUCCUCUCUCUCCUGACUUAGUGAACUAUAUCAAUAAACUCAAUACUACAUGGAAGGCUGGACACAACUUUGCCAAUGCUGACAUGAGUUAUGUGAAGACGUUGUGUGGCACCUUCUUGCAUGGCCCCAAACUGCCAGAGAGGUUUGAAUUUGCUGGUGAUUUGGUCUUGCCACAAAGCUUUGACUCAAGGCAACAAUGGUCAAACUGCCCAACCAUUCGUGAAAUCAGAGACCAAGGCUCUUGCGGUUCCUGCUGGGCUUUUGGUGCAGUUGAAGCCAUGUCAGACCGGGUUUGUGUCCAUACUAAUGGCAAAGUGAAUGUGGAAAUUUCUGCUGAAGAUCUGCUCUCUUGCUGCGGGUUUGAAUGUGGAAUGGGUUGUAAUGGAGGUUAUCCUUCAGGAGCAUGGAAAUACUGGACCGAAAAGGGCUUGGUGUCUGGUGGCCUUUACGACUCACAUGUUGGCUGUAGACCAUACUCUAUUCCACCCUGUGAGCAUCACACCAAUGGGACUCGGCCCCCAUGCACCGGAGAAGGUGGUGACACCCCUGAAUGCGUCAAAACAUGUGAAGCUGGUUAUUCUCCUUCAUACAAGCAAGACAAGCAUUAUGGAGUGACUUCCUAUAGCGUGCCUGGCAAUGAGAAAGAAAUAAUGGCUGAGAUUUACAAAAAUGGACCAGUGGAGGGAGCCUUUACUGUUUAUUCUGACUUCCUCAUGUACAAAUCAGGUGUCUAUCAGCAUGUUUCUGGUGAACCAGUUGGUGGCCAUGCAAUCCGAAUUCUUGGCUGGGGUGUUGACAAUGGCACACCUUACUGGUUGAUAGCUAAUUCCUGGAACACAGACUGGGGUGAAAAUGGCUAUUUCCGAAUCCUCCGUGGGGAAGAUCACUGUGGAAUUGAGUCCGAGGUUGUAGCUGGAAUCCCUCGCACAAGCCAGUACUGGAAGCAGCUGUAAUCAUCCUGCCAGCUGAAUGGCACAUAAUCAUACUUAUAAAGAUAGAAGACAUGGUGGCAAUCCUUUGCUCUAAGACAUUUUAGACAUCAGGAAUUUUGUUUUAAGCCUUUAACAUUUUUU
Thamnophis sirtalis is the source of this 1269-nucleotide messenger RNA. It is a transcript of the gene CTSB, whose product is annotated as cathepsin B. NCBI's taxonomy places the organism in Eukaryota, Metazoa, Chordata, Lepidosauria, Squamata, Natricidae. Gene Ontology annotation, biological process: regulation of catalytic activity; proteolysis. Gene Ontology annotation, molecular function: cysteine-type endopeptidase activity. The record is from RefSeq and is a predicted model, not a curated record.